This is a messenger RNA of Carassius auratus (goldfish), 10172 nucleotides long. RefSeq names its product dynein heavy chain 11, axonemal. Lineage: Eukaryota; Metazoa; Chordata; Actinopteri; Cypriniformes; Cyprinidae. Gene Ontology annotation, biological process: microtubule-based movement. Gene Ontology annotation, molecular function: dynein light intermediate chain binding; ATP binding; dynein intermediate chain binding. The coding region runs from base 51 to 9533 and encodes 3160 amino acids. The record is from RefSeq and is a predicted model, not a curated record. Gene Ontology annotation, cellular component: dynein complex. The transcript has 63 exons.
GCAUCUCAGACUGGACUAAGACUCCAUGGAAGGAGAUCAAUGUGGAACAGAUGGAUAUGGAGCUCAGAAGGUUUGCUAAGGAGAUGAAGACUCUGGACAAAGAUGUGCGAGCGUGGGAUGUCUACAGCGGUCUGGAAUCCAUCGUUAAGAAUUCGUUGACAUCACUGAGAGCUGUUAACGAGCUUCAGAACUCUGCUGUCAGAGAAAGACACUGGCAACAGCUCAUGCGCACAACAGGGGUGAGUUUUGUGAUGGAUGAGAACGCCACACUUGGUGAUCUCUUAGAGCUGCAGCUCCACCGUGUGGAGGAGGAAGUGAAGAACAUUGUGGACAAAGCAGUUAAAGAGAUGGGAAUUGAGAAGAUUCUUGGUGAGAUCAAGCAGACAUGGUCCAUGAUGUCUCUGUCAUAUGAGACACACACAAGUACUGGAACACCUCUGCUCAAGGCUGAUGAAAACCUCAUUGAAACCCUGGAGGACAACCAGGUUCAGUUGCAGAAUAUUCUCAUGAGUAAGUAUGUGGAGUAUUUCAUGGUGGAGGUGAGCGGCUGGCAGCGGAAGCUGGUGGUUGCUGAUCUGGUGAUUGGCACAUGGUUGGCGGUUCAGCGCACCUGGGCUCACCUCCAGAGCAUUUUUACAAACUCUGAGGACAUCCGGAACCAGCUGGCCCACGAUGCAGAGCGGUUUCAGGGCAUCCAUCAGGACUUCCAGAGUUUAAUGAGCACUGUCGUGGAGAUUGAUAAUGUGAUAAAAGUCACUAACCAGCCAGGCUUCAUGGAGCAACUUGAGACUCUUCAGCAAAGAUUGUCAGUGUGCGAGAAGGCUCUGGCUGAGUAUUUGGAGACAAAGCGUUUGACAUUUCCACGCUUUUACUUCGUCUCAGCUAGUGAUUUGCUGGAAAUAGUUUCUAAGGGAACUCAGCCCAGAGAGGUGACUCGACACUUGCUGAAGCUCUUUGACAAUCUGGCUGAUCUCAGCUUUAAAGAAGAGGAAGAUAAUGGAGGAUUGGAUCCCAAAACACCUGUUGCCUUAGGAAUGUACAGUAGAGAGGGAGAGUAUGUGCCCUUCUCACAGCCCUGUGUGUGUGAGGGACAGGCUGAGUGUUGGCUGAAUGCUCUGGAGAAGGCCAUGUGUUCCACUGUUCGCCAGGAGAUCUCUGAAGCUGUGGCAGCAUAUGAAGACAAGCCUCGAGACCAGUGGCUCUUUGACCACCCAGCACAGGUAGCACUGACUGGAAGUCAAAUUUGGUGGGCGACAGAUGUGGGCAUUGCCUUUGAGAGGGUGGAGGAGGGUUUUGAGACUGCUUUGAAAGACUACAACCGAAAACAGAUCAGUCAGCUGAAUUCUCUGAUAAACAUGCUCCUGGGUGACCUCACUCCUGGAGACAGACAGAAGAUCAUGACCAUCUGCACUAUCGAUGUCCACGCUCGUGAUGUGGUUGCUAAACUCAUAUCUCAGAAGGUCACCAGUGGACAGGCAUUUGCGUGGCUUUCGCAGUUACGGCAUCGAUGGGAUGAGAAACAGAAGCACUGUUACAUCAACAUCUGUGACGCACAGUUUCAGUUCUCAUACGAGUAUCUAGGGAAUACCAACAGACUGGUCAUAACACCACUCACUGAUCGAUGUUACAUCACUCUGACUCAGUCUCUGCACCUCACCAUGAGUGGCGCCACCUCUGGUCCGGCUGGAACUGGCAAGACAGAAACCACUAAAGACCUAGGCCGAUCACUCGGCAUCAUGGUCUAUGUGUUCAACUGCUCAGAGCAAAUGGACUACAAGUCCAUAGGUAAUAUCUAUAAAGGCUUGGCCCAAACAGGAGUGUGGGGUUGUUUUGAUGAGUUUAACAGGAUUUCAGUGGAGGUUCUGUCUGUGGUCGCUGUGCAGGUGAAAACCAUUCAGGAUGCAGUCCGCAAUAAGAAACAAAGGUUUCACUUCCUGGGGGAGGAGAUUGAGUUGAGGCCUACAGUUGGGAUCUUCAUCACUCUGAACCCUGGAUAUGCAGGGAGAACUGAACUACCAGAGAACCUUAAAGCGCUUUUCAGGCCAUGUGCAAUGGUGAUUCCUGAUUACGAGUUGAUCUGUGAGAUCAUGUUGGUGACCGAAGGUUUUUUAGAUGCACGUUUGCUCGCACGCAAGUUCAUCAGCCUCUAUACACUCUGCAAAGAGCUGCUUUCCAAACAGGAUCAUUAUGACUGGGGCUUGAGGGCCAUAAAGUCAGUCUUGGUUGUUGCUGGCUCACUGAAGAGGGAGGACAGGAGCCGGCCUGAAGAGCAGGUGUUAAUGCGUGCUCUACGAGACUUUAAUCUGCCGAAGGUUGUAACAAGUGACGUGCCAAUAUUCUUGGGUCUGAUAAGUGACCUCUUUCCUCUUCUGGACAUCCCACGCAAAAGAGACCAAGAGCUUGAACAGAAUGUGCGCCGGUCGGUCGCUGAACUUCACCUACAGCCAGAGGAGAACUUCAUACUCAAGGUGACCCAGCUGGAGGAGCUGUUGGCAGUGAGACACUCUGUUUUUGUUGUGGGCGGACCUGGAACAGGAAAAAGUCAGAUUCUAAAGACGCUGCAUAAGACCUACUCUAACAUGAAACUGAAGCCCAUCUGGACUGAUAUCAACCCUAAAGCUGUCACCACUGAUGAGCUGUUUGGCUUCCUGCACCCAGCUACACGGGAGUGGAAAGACGGUCUGUUUUCUUCCACUAUGAGAGAACUCUCUGCUAUAUCCCAUGAUGGGCCGAAGUGGAUUGUUCUAGAUGGAGACAUCGACCCUAUGUGGAUUGAAUCACUUAACACCGUCAUGGAUGAUAAUAAGGUGCUCACCUUGGCCAGUAAUGAGCGGGUAUCACUGACCCCCUCCAUGCGUUUACUGUUCGAGAUCAGCCACCUGAAGGCUGCAACCCCGGCUACAGUAUCUAGGGCUGGAAUUCUUUACGUGAAUCCUCAGGAUCUGGGCUGGAGUUCGUAUGUGACAAGCUGGAUAGACACCCGUCGGGCCCAAUCUGAGCGAGCAAAUCUCACUAUAUUGUUUGAUAAGUAUGUUCCCUACUGUCUGGAGCAGGUCAGAUGCAACCUUAAGACAAUCACACCUAUACCUGAGUCAAGCAUGGUACAGACGCUGUGUUGUCUGCUGGACUGCUUACUAACCGAAGAAAACACCCCUCCGGACUCUCCACGUGAGCUCUACGAGCUCUAUUUUGUGUUUGCAUGUGUCUGGGCCUUUGGAGGGGCACUAUUUCAGGACCAUCUAAUUGACUAUCGUUCAGAGUUCAGUCGUUGGUGGUGUAAGGAGAUGAGAGCCGUGAAGUUUCCCUCUCAGGGUUCAGUGUUUGAUUACUACAUCGACCCAAACACCAAACGGUUCACUCCGUGGAGUGAACGCACCCCUCCCUUUGAGCUGGAUCCUGACAUCCCUCUGCAGACGGUGUUGGUUCACUCAGCAGAGACAAUCAGCCUGACAUACUUCAUUGAGUUACUUCUGCAGAAGGGGAAGCCAGUGAUGUUGGUAGGAAAUGCUGGUGUAGGGAAAACUAUCCUGGUCUGGGAUAAGAUUGCCAAACUCAAAGAGGAAUUCAUGGUCGCAAAAGAACCUUUCAAUUACUACACGACCUCAGCCAUGUUACAGCGUGUGCUGGAGAAGCCUCUGGAGAAGAAGGCAGGCCGCAAUUUUGCACCUCCUGGCACUAAAAAACUUAUCUACUUUGUGGAUGACAUGAACAUGCCUGAGGUAGAUGCUUAUGGCACUGUUCAGCCUCAUACCCUUAUCAGACAGCACCUGGACUACUCCCACUGGUAUGACCGUCAGAGACUAGUACUCAAGGAGAUUCAUAACUGUCAGUACAUCACCUGCAUGAACCCAACAGCAGGAAGCUUCUCAGUCAAUCCUCGACUACAGAGGCAUUUUUCAGUGUUUGCUGUACAUUUCCCUGGUGUGGAGGCUCUGAGCACUAUAUACAGCAGCAUUCUGAGUGGUCAUUUCCAGCAGGGUGGCUACAGUUAUGGUGUUAGUCGCAUGACCAACACACUGGUCCAGGCUGCCAUCUGCCUUCAUCAGAAAAUGAGCCAGAACUUCCUUCCCACAGCCAUUCGGUUCCACUACAUUUUCAACCUCAGAGACAUUUCAAACAUCUUCCAGGGAAUUAUCUUUGCUCUGCCAGAGCAAGUGCGGUACCCUAUAGACCUAGUUCACCUAUGGCUGCAUGAGUCGUCUCGUGUGUACUCAGACAAACUGAUGGAGGAGAAAGAUGUGGAGCUGUUCAACAAGAUUCUGCUAGACACAGGCAAAAGAUACUUUGAAGGUAUAGAUGAGUCUAUUUUAAUUAACCAGCCAUUGAUCUUCUCCCAUUUCGCUCACGGUAUGGGUGAGCCACGUUACGCACAGGUGACUGACCUUGAGAAGCUUCAGAAGACACUGAUGGAUGCUCUUGAGCACUACAAUGAGCUCUACUCUGACAUGAACCUGGUGCUGUUUGAAGAAGCCAUGCAACACAUUUGUAGGAUAAGUCGUAUUCUUGAGUCUCCUGUGGGGAAUGCCUUGCUGAUUGGAGUAGGUGGUAGCGGGAAACAGAGUCUGUGUCGGUUGGCUGCUUUUCUCAGCGUCCUGGAAGUAUUUCAGAUCACACUGAGAAAGGGUUACGGCAUCGGUGACCUGAGGAGUGAUAUCGCUGCACUGUACAUAAAGGUGGGAGUGAAGAAUAUUGGCACUGUCUUCCUGCACACAGAUGCCCAGAUUCCUGAUGAAAGAUUCCUGGUGCUAAUCAACGACAUGCUAGCAUCAGGAGAUAUACCUGAUCUAUUCAGUGAGGAAGAGGUUGAUAUGAUUGUCACCUCUAUUCGAGUGGAGUUGAGGGCGCUUGGUCUGCUGGACACACGUGAAAACUGCUGGAGUUUCUUCAUUGAUCGAAUACGCAGACAGCUUAAGGUGGUGCUGUGUUUCUCUCCAGUUGGCUUCACUCUUCGUACACGUGCACGGAAGUUUCCGGCUAUUGUGAACUGCACCGCCAUUGACUGGUUCCAUCCUUGGCCCCAGCAUGCAUUGCAGUCUGUCAGCAGCACUUUUAUACAAAAUAUCUCUGGCCUGGAGCCGGCGGUAAGAGUGUCCAUCAGUGAGUUUAUCUCUUUCGCUCACACUAGUGUGAAUGAAGUCAGCAUAAAGUAUCAACAGAAUGAAAAACGCUUCAACUACACCACACCCAAGAGCUUCCUGGAGUUCAUGAAACUUUAUGGCAACUUGCUAGGGACAAAAAGAAAAGAACUGAGCCAGAAGAUGGAACGCCUGGAAAACGGCCUGCAGAAACUACUGACCACUGCAUCACAGGUGGAGGAUCUAAAGGCUAAAUUGGCCAUACAGGAAGUGGAGCUGCAACUAAGAAACACUGAUACUGAAGCUCUCAUCGCUAAAAUCGGACAGCAGAGUGAGAAACUCAGUCAAGAGAGGAGUGUAGCAGAUGCAGAGGAGCAAAGAGUUGAAGCGAUCCAAGCAGAAGUGACCAAGCAGCAGCAGGAGAAUGAAGCAGACCUGGCAAAAGCAGAACCAGCUUUACAGGCAGCUAAUGCAGCACUCAACACACUCAACAGGUUAAACUUAACAGAGUUGCGGACAUUUCCGAAUCCUCCUGCCAUCGUAUCUAAUGUGUCUGCAGCUGUUUUGGUGCUGUUGUCUCCUAAUGGCCGCAUCCCAAAGGACCGCAGCUGGAAAGCAUCUAAAGUUGUCAUGAGUAAAGUGGAUGACUUCUUACAGACACUGAUUAAUUUUGAUAAAGAGCAUAUCCCUGAAGCCACAGUGCGUGUGGUCAAAGAAGAGUAUCUGAGGGAUCCAGAGUUUAAUCCAGAGUUUGUGCGUCUGAAAUCAUCUGCAGCGGCCGGUCUCUGUGCCUGGGUCAUUAACAUCAUACGCUUCCACGAGACAUAUGUGUUCUGUGAGGUGGAGGUGAAAAGGAUGUGUCUGGCUCAGGCAAACACUGAUCUGGCCGAGGCUGCAGAAAAAUUAGAGAUUAUCAGAAAGAAGCUGGCUGAGUUGGAUGGUAGUUUGGACACACUGAAAGCUGCCUUUGAAAAAGCAACCUCGGAGAAACUCCGUUGUCAGGAUGAGGUGAACCACACCAACACCACCAUCCAACUGGCCAACCGCCUGGUCAAGGGUUUAGAGUCAGAGAACGUACGCUGGGCUCACUCUGUGGCUCAGUACCGUGAGCAGGAAUCCACACUGUGUGGAGACGUUCUCCUCACGGCAGCCUUCAUCUCUUACGCUGGCUCCUUCUCAAAGAGAUACAGACAUGAGUUACUUCAUAACCUCUGGAUGCCUUACCUCCGUGCCCAGAAGGCGCCCAUUCCAAUGACUGAGGGCUUAGAUCCCAUCUCCAUGUUAACAGAUGGUGCUACCAUUGCUCAAUGGAAUAAUGAGGGUUUGCCAGGUGAUAAGAUAUCUACUCAGAAUGCAACUAUACUGACUAACUGUGAGCGCUGGCCUCUGCUCAUUGACCCCCAGCUGCAGGGCAUCAAGUGGCUCAAGAGUCGCUAUGGCAACAGCCUGAAGGUCAUUAACCUUAGCCAGAAGGGGUAUGUGGAUGUGAUUGAACAGGCCGUAGUCUCAGGAGAGCCUGUGUUGAUUGAGAAUAUGGAAGAGACAAUUGAACCAGUUAUUGAUCCACUGCUGGGCCGACACACCAUCAAGAAGGGCAGAUGUAUUAAAGUGGGGGACAAGGAAUGUUAUUUCCAUCCAGACUUCAGACUGAUUCUGCACACUAAGCUGGCAAACCCACACUAUAAACCUGAGAUCCAGGCUCAGACCACUCUCAUCAACUUCACUGUCACACGGGACGGGCUCGAGGACCAGCUGCUCGCAGAGGUGGUCAACCUGGAGAGACCAGACCUCGAACAUCUCAAGUCAGAGCUGACUAAACAGCAGAACACAUUUAAAAUCGAACUAAAGCAGCUUGAGGAUGAGUUACUGACGCGCCUCUUCGCAGCUGAGAGUAAAUUCUUGGGAGACAAUGUUCUGGUGGAGAAACUGGAGAGCACUAAACACACAGCCGCAGAGAUUGAGAUGAAGGUGUUGGAAGCGAAGGUUAAUGAGGUGAAGAUUAACGAGGCUCGUGAACACUACCGGCCCGUGGCUGUCAGAGCGUCCCUCCUCUACUUCAUCAUCAAUGACCUUAACAAGAUCAACCCCAUGUACCAGUUCUCCCUUAAGGCAUUUAACGUUGUGUUCCAUAAGGCUGUGCAGAAUGCAGAUGCCUCACCUGAUGUAAAAACCCGUGUGAACACGCUGAUAGAUUGUAUCACCUUCUCUACAUUUAAUUACAUCAACAGAGGCUUGUUUGAGAGAGACAAACUCACCUUUGCAGCACAGCUUACCUUUCAGUUGCUGUUAAUGAGUAAAGAGUUGGAUCCUCGAGAACUGGACUUUCUGCUACGCUUCAACAUUGAUCACAGUUAUGUCAGUCCACUCGACUUCCUGUCCAACUCCACUUGGAGCGCUGUUAAAACAAUGGGCUUCACCGAUGAGUUCCGUGGUCUGGACCGGGACAUCGAGGGUUCUCCUAAACGCUGGAAGAAAGUGGUGGAGUCAGAGUGUCCAGAGAAAGAGAAACUCCCUCAGGAAUGGAAAAACAAGACUUCGCUCCAGAAACUCAUCCUUAUGAGGGCUCUCCGGCCUGACCGGAUGACAUACGCUGUCCGGAACUUUGUUGAAGAGAAACUAGGUGUACAGUACACCGAGGGCAGGAAGAUGGAGUUUGCACGUUCAUUCAAAGAGUGUGGUCCUGCUUCCCCCGUUUUCUUCAUCUUGUCCCCUGGAGUAGACCCCCUAAAAGAUGUCGAGUCCCUUGGUAAGAAGCUUGGUUUCACUAUAGACCUGGGAAAGCUCCAUAAUGUGUCUCUAGGACAGGGCCAGGAGUCAGUUGCUGAACUUGCCAUGGAAAAAGCCUUUAAAGAGGGCCACUGGGUCAUUUUACAGAACAUUCACCUGGUGGCAAAGUGGCUGGGAAGUUUAGAAAAGCUUCUCGAACAUUGCUGCGUGAACAGUCACCAAGACUACCGAGUGUUCAUGAGUGCAGAACCUUCUCCCACUCCACAGGAACACAUCAUUCCUCAGGGAAUUCUAGAAAACUCCAUCAAAAUUACUAAUGAGCCACCCACAGGGAUGCUGGCCAACCUCCAUGCUGCACUGGACAACUUUGAUCAGGGCAUUCUGGACCAGUGUUCCCGUGAACAGGAGUUUAAGACCAUCCUGUUCUCGCUGUGUUAUUUCCAUGCUUGUGUGGCUGAAAGGAGGAAGUUUGGACCACAGGGGUGGAACAGGAAGUACCCUUUUAACACAGGAGAUCUCACCAUAUCAGUGAAUGUGCUCUACAACUACCUAGAAGCCAACUCACAGGUACCAUGGGAAGACCUUCGUUACCUGUUUGGUGAGAUCAUGUAUGGAGGUCACAUUACUGAUGAUUGGGACAGGAGACUGUGCAGAACUUACCUGGAAGAGUACAUGCAACCUAACCAGUUUGACAGGAAGUUGUCACUGGGUCCAGGAUUUGUUGUGCCUUCUAACCUGGAUUACCAGGGUUAUCAUGCAUACGUAGAUGAGAUGCUGCCACACGAAAGCCCAGUGCAUUAUGGGCUGCAUCCAAACGCUGAGAUCGAUUUUCUUACAGUGACAUCAGACAGCCUCUUCCACACUCUUUUGGAGCUGCAGUCCAGAGACUCCAACAUGGGUGAAGGAGCCUCACAGACCACUGAAGAGAAGGUGAAGACAAUCUUGGAUGACAUCCUGGAAAAACUGCCAGAAGAGUACAACAUGUCUGACAUCACGUCCAAAACAGCUGAACGCUCGCCCUACAUUCUGGUCUGUUUCCAGGAGUGUGAGCGUAUGAACAUUCUCCUCAAAGAAAUAAGACGCUCGCUCAAAGAGCUGGACCUGGGGCUAAAGGGAGAGCUGGCUAUUUCAUCAGAGAUGGAGCAGAUACAGACAGCUCUGUUUUUUGAUAAUGUUCCAGAUACCUGGGCCAAGCUGGCCUACCCCUCUAUAUACAGCCUUGGUCUGUGGUAUAAUGAUGUGUUACUCCGCUGUAGAGAGUUAGAUAGCUGGACUCACGAUCUCUCUCUGCCUAGUGUGGUCUGGAUCUCUGGUUUAUUUAACCCUCAGUCUUUUCUAACAGCUGUGAUGCAGAGUUUGGCACGUAAGAAUGAAUGGCCACUGGACAAGAUGAAUUUGACUGUGGAUGUGACCAAGAAGUUCAAAGAGGAGUUUAACCAGCCAGCCAGAGAGGGAGCCUACAUCUAUGGGCUUUACAUGGAGGGUGCACGAUGGGAUAUUCAAGGUGGGACAAUUGCAGAAGCACGCCUGAAGGAACUAACCCCCAGCAUGCCUGUUAUAGCUGUCCGAGCCAUCCCAAACGACCGACAGGAGACGCGCAAUACCUACGAAUGCCCCGUCUAUAAAACCAAACUACGUGCUAACACAUAUAUCUGGACUUUCAGCCUGAAGACCAGAGAGAGGCCUGCAAAAUGGGUUCUGGCAGGGGUCGCUCUGCUGCUUAGUGUGUGACGCAGAGAAACACACUCAGAAUUGUGCACUGAAAUAAUACAGUUUUUAGCCUUAUUUGAGCUAUAACAGCAAAUUAAGUGUAUUAUACUUUAGGUAUGAAGUGAGGUCCAAAUAUCAGGACAUUGUAAAUUUAGAAAUAAAAGCUAAAAAGUGCUUUUUCAGGGUUUCUGCAGAUCUCAAAGUCUUAAAUUAUAGCAGAAAGUAAAUCUUUAAUAAUGUCCUGGAAUUAACUCUUGCAUGCAUUGCAAAAAAUGCUUAUCUUCCUCAGUAUUUUAGGUUUCUAAUACAAUAUCUAAACAUCAAAACAUUACAAAAAUAUACAAUUUCUACAAAUAAACGAAAUUAAAUAAGCCUAAAUCAAGAACAAAUAUCUGUCCGUGGGGUAUAAAACUUGUUUUCCCCUAGUAGAAUUUUUUCUGAGCUCACUGACACAUUUGUUCUCAUUUGAAUCAUUAAAGUUCAUUCUUAUUUAAUGUCAUUUUGCUUCUUAAGUAAAUGUAACAUGAUUUAAGAAUCUUUAGAUUUUUGCACUGGAAAACAAGACAAAAUUACUGUAGAAGCACAUUACCUUUUGCAGUGUGAUCAGAAGGAACCGUCAUUUUUUUUCAUAUUCUUAGUAACUCAUUGUCUGCAACUGAG